Didymodactylos carnosus is the source of this 1320-nucleotide messenger RNA. The record is from the annotation of a GenBank genome assembly. NCBI's taxonomy places the organism in Eukaryota, Metazoa, Rotifera, Eurotatoria, Philodinida, Philodinidae.
AUGUCGUCAUCUCGUUCCGCAUCGUCCAGUUCAUCAUCAUCAUCAAAGUCUGAGAAAGAAAAUCAAGAUGAAACAAUUGCAUCCGAUUUAGUUGUGACAAAAUAUAAAAUGGCAUCUGAAAUAACAAAUCGUGUUUUAAAAGAAGUAAUGGAUCGCUGUGUUGUUGGUGCAUCGGUGAAAGACACGUGUAUCUUUGGUGAUAAACGUUUAGAUGAAGAAACGGGAAAAGUGUUCAAAAAAGAUAAAGAUGUUAAAAAAGGAAUUGCAUUUCCAACAUGUUUGAGUGCCAAUAAUUAUAUCUGUCACUUUAGUCCAUUGAUUAGUGAUCCCGAUUAUAUAUUGAAAGAUGAAGAUUUAGUUAAAAUUGAUUUGGGUUGUCAUAUUGAUGGGUUUGUAGCUGUGGUUGCACAUACAAUGGUGGUUGGUGCAACAAAAGAGAAAAAAAUUAAAGGAAAAAAAGCUGAUUGCAUUUUGGCUGCCUAUUAUGCAGCGGAAGCGGCAUUACGUUUAAUAAAACCAAAUGAACACAAUUAUACUGUUACAGAAACGAUUGAUAAAAUUGCCAAUGCUUAUCAUUGUAUGAUAUCUUAUCAGAUGACGCGUGGUAUCAUUGACGGUGAAAAGCGUAUCUAUCAAAAUCCAACUGAAUCACAACGUCGUGACGCUUUUGAAAAACAUGAAUUUGCUUUGCAUGAAGUGUAUGCUGUUGACGUAUUGAUAUCAUCGGGUGAUGGUAAACCGCGUGAAUCUGAUUUACGUACAACUGUUUACAAGAAAAAAGAUUUAAUCUAUCAAUUACGAAUGAAAUCCUCACGAGUAUUUUUGUCCGAAGUUGAAAAACGUUUUUCGUUGAUGCCAUUUACAUUGAGACAUUUUGAAGAUGAAAAACGGGCACGUAUGGGAGUUAUUGAGUGUGCAAAACACGAUCUAGUGGAACCAUAUCCUAUUUAUCAUGAAAAAGAAGGCGAAUUUGUAGCAGAAUUCAAAUUUACAUUAUUACUGAUGCCAAAUGGACAAUUGAAAAUAACCGGAUUGCCAUUAGAUGUGGAUCUUUACGAAUCAGAACAUAAAAUUCAAGAUCAAGAUAUCAAACAGUUGUUAACAAGCACAGUAAAACGUCAACAAAAGAAAAAGAAGAAAAAUAAAAAGCAAGGUGGAGCAGCUGCAGUGACCGAAGUAAAUGCUCCUGCCGGAGCUGGAAGUGUCGAAGAUAAUAACAAAGACCAAAAUGGUGUCGCUGUGGAAGCAAAGCAAGUUAAAUCAAAUGCAAAAGUGUCUAAAACUCCAACGACAGCUACGGCCACGGCAACAGCAAAAUGA